Molecule: messenger RNA, 1537 nt
Organism: Saprolegnia parasitica CBS 223.65
Lineage: Eukaryota; Oomycota; Saprolegniomycetes; Saprolegniales; Saprolegniaceae
Exons: 6
Coding region: 1-1455 (484 amino acids)
Cellular component (GO): commitment complex; U2AF complex; U2-type prespliceosome
Molecular function (GO): poly-pyrimidine tract binding; pre-mRNA 3'-splice site binding
Source: RefSeq, a predicted model, not a curated record
AUGGCCGAAGAGGACGCGCGUGGCAGCGAGCGCAAGGAGAGCCGCGAGCGCAAAAGCAGCCGCAAGGACAAGGACCGCAAGAGCAGUCGGCGUGACAGAGACGAUGACCGCGACAGGGAUCGCCGCCGCCGGUCGCGGAGCUACUCGCCGCGGCAGCCCCCGCGCCGCCGGUCCCGUGACAAGUCGGGCUCGAACGACCGCAAGCCCGAGGUGAAGGCGCCGAUGUUCGCGCCCGGCCCGCCCGCGGCCGAGGUGCCCGAUUUCCCGCCCAUGGAUGCAGCCCCGGCGGCGCCGGCGCAGCAGCCAACGUCGUCGAUCACACAGAUGAUGCAGCAGUACCCGUCGCUGAGUCUGCAAGAGGUGGUGCUCAAAAUGUCCCAUACCACGAGCACGCUCUCGUCGGCCGUCUCGCUCAAGCCGAUGCGCGAGCUGUACGUUGGCAACCUCCCGCAGAACGUGACAGGCUCGCAGCUGCAAGAGUUUCUCGGUACGAUCAUCCAGCAGGUCGGCCUCUCCCUGCCGGGCCAGCCGGGCAACCCGAUCCUCUCGGCGUGGAUCUCGACCGACAACCAGUUUGCGUUCCUCGAAAUGCGCACGGUGGAAGAGUGCAACCUCGCGCUGCUUCUGAACCAGCUCAACAUGCUCGGGCGACAGCUCAAGUUUGGCCGCCCGCGCAGCUUUGUCGGGCCCGCGCAGCCGAUGCCCAACAUCUCGUCGCGCACGCAGACCGCGCUCGUGAACCUCGGGUGCACGCCUAACCCGAUGUGGUUUGCAGGCGGCUCGGCCGCGUGCGGUCUCCAGGACGCCGGUCUUCUGGCGCCCAACUCGGGCUUUACGGACAUUGGCCAGCUCCCGCCGGACAACUCGUCCAACCGCCUCCUCAUGGCCAACCUCCCGACGGCCCUCAACGAAGAACAGGUCUCGCAGCUCCUCGAGCCGUUUGGCGAGCUCGCUCGCUUCCUUCUCGUCAAGGACAGCGCGGGCAACUCGACGGGCAGCGCGCUCUUCGAGUACAAAGACGAAUCGGUGACGCAGAGCGUCGUCGACGGUCUCAACGGCCUCGACAUUGCCGGCAACGCGCUCGUCGUGCAGCGUGCGCCGCGCCAGGGCACGAUUCCCGAGUACAACCCGAACGCGAUUGCGGCGCCGACGCCGACGCCGGUGAUCACGCUCGGCAACAUGGUGCAAGAAGCCGAUUUGGUCGAUGACGGCGAGUACAGCGACUUGAAGGAAGACAUUGAAGAAGAGUGCAGCAAGUUUGGCAAGGUCACGACGCUUGUGAUCCCUCGCCCGAGCGACGGGUUGCCCGGCGUCGGCAAGGCCUUUGUCCGCUUCGAGACGGUCGAUGCUGCGAUCGCUGCCACCAAGGCAUUGACAGGACGCAAGUUUGGCGGCAACGUGGUCGAUGUGAGCUACAUGAGCGUCGAGGCGUUCGAAGCCCAGGCGUUCGAGUAGACUGCUCUGCUGCUGUCGAUGAUGCUGGCUAGGAGCGGCGUCUCUCUUUUUUAUAUUUCAAAACAACGACGCAUCGCCUCCU